This is a messenger RNA of Manduca sexta (tobacco hornworm), 3604 nucleotides long. It is a transcript of the gene pnt, whose product is annotated as ETS-like protein pointed. Gene Ontology annotation, cellular component: nucleus. Gene Ontology annotation, biological process: cell differentiation; regulation of transcription by RNA polymerase II. The record is from RefSeq and is a predicted model, not a curated record. The transcript is spliced from 10 exons. Lineage: Eukaryota; Metazoa; Arthropoda; Insecta; Lepidoptera; Sphingidae. Gene Ontology annotation, molecular function: DNA-binding transcription factor activity, RNA polymerase II-specific; sequence-specific DNA binding. Bases 715 to 1983 code for a protein of 422 amino acids.
GUUUGGUCACCUAUCAUAACUACACGUGCGCCGUUGUGAUGCAGAAUUAGGUAGUUUAAUGAGGGGACAGUCGCAAUUGGUGAUUUUGGUAAGCUUGCUGGGAGUGAGACAUAACGAGCUUCGCCCCUCCGCGCGGCGCCCAUUCAGCGUGGAGUAGUCGCGCGCCGGCCGCAGCGACGCACGCGCGCGCCCUCUCAGCCUGCCGCUCGCCUGGAUGGACCUUAUAAUUUCAAAUGACCGGUUCGGAACACGAACGCUCGCGAUCCACCUGUGCUCACGCAGUGUUUAACCACAAGUGAUUUCUCUAAUUGGUGCUUUUGAGUGAGUGACGCCGGGAAUGUCCCAGAAGUCGAGCUGGACAAGUUUACAAUGGCCCAAAUUGCAUUAAAUGGGUGCAACAACAAGCCAGACGACAAACAAUGAAAACAUAUAAAAAAAUAAUGAACACAUUCACAGUGACGUGAUAAAAAUUUAUCAGCAAAAUGAAAAACAGUGAGGAGUGUUUAGACUAACAAUAUUGACAAUAUGCUGAAACCGUGUGAUAUUUAUUAAUCUAAUUUAAAGUUUUAGUUAGUGUGCUCUUUUAAAGUGACUUAUAUUGUAAAUAUAUAACAAAAGUGAUAGAAGAUAAAGGACAGUAACAGCCUGCAGGCAAACGACAUUCGGACUCAGAGCCCGCAGUCGAAACAUACGGCGACGGCGGCCAUCGCAGGCAUGGGAAUCAAAGUCAUGAUGAAAGCUUUCAAUAAGCCAAAAGACAUCCCGUCGCAGGUGCCGCCACUGACGCCUGGCACCAACAAGAAAAUGGCCGAGGCGCUGAAGGCCACCUUCGCCUCCUGGGAGAAGGAACAGCUGCGCCUCGGCGUACCCAAAGAUCCUCGACAAUGGAGCGAAGUUGCCGUCACUGCGUGGUUGCGUUGGGCCGCGCGCGAGUUCUCUCUGGAAGGCGUGGCGCUGCAGCAGUUUGCUCGCGCGCAGGGCAAGGAUAUCUGUGCUAUGGGCCGCGACGAGUUCGUCGCCAGGGCACCCGCCUUCAUGGGCGACAUACUCUGGGAACACCUCGAGAUUUUACAAAAAGAUGUUGAAAAAGAACGGUCGCUGCUCGCCAACGUGCCGCCCAAUAUGUAUGAGAGCAACGUGUGCCUCCCCGAGCUGCCAGACUACAUCCCUCCGCCAGCUCACCACUACAAUAACAACAACAACACUGGUGGUUAUACAACAGGCGGACCGCGUGAAACGAACGCGUACGGAUACACGGAACCCAGCAGUGGCGGUGCAGCGACAGCACCCGCGACAGCACCGGCGCCCGCGGCGACUUCGCCCCUCGACGAGUACUACCAGCCGGAGUACCCGCCCGCGCCCCCCGCUGCUACUGCGCAGCCGUACCUCGACGACUACUACCACCACGCGCACACGCAUACGCAGCCGCUGCUCACACACGAGCCCAAGUACCAGCCACACGCGUAUUCGAAACCAUAUCCUAGAGGUGGCGGCGGCAGGUACGCGGGCGAAGGCUACGGUGAGAGCUACGCGCCGGAAUACGUCGGCGCGUGCGCAGACUGGAGCGAGUGGCCCAACGAGCAACACGCCCUCAUACCACAGGACAAGCUCGCCUACCCCGCCUCUGGGCCCUGCUUCACUGGUUCAGGACCCAUCCAGUUGUGGCAGUUCCUGCUGGAGUUGCUCACCGACAAAAGCUGCCAAGGGUUCAUAUCCUGGACAGGCGAUGGUUGGGAAUUCAAACUAACAGAUCCGGACGAGGUGGCAAGACGUUGGGGCAUCCGUAAGAAUAAACCGAAAAUGAACUACGAAAAACUGUCUCGUGGCCUGCGCUACUACUACGACAAGAACAUAAUACACAAGACGGCCGGCAAACGCUAUGUGUACCGCUUCGUCUGCGACUUACAAAGUCUGCUGGGAAUAUCACCGGAGCAAUUACAUGCAAUGUAUGAACCCAAAAUGGAGAAGAAAGACGACGACUGAAAAUGGUCUUGCGAUCGCCGCUCGCUUCACGUCCCAACGCGAUCACUCACUCCCUCUCAAUAUUGGCUGAAUUCCUCGGCGAACUAGAUAGUACUUUUAAAUUUACAUAAUACCUACAGAUGUCUAAACUAUAUAUUAAUUCUCGCUAAAUAACUGAACAUUUCUAUUCAUUAUAUUGUAAAUCAAGAGUCGUUAACUGAGUGCUAACAUCGUGACUGUAAACCUUGCUUUUUAUAUCUAAUAUAUCUAUGUACCAAUAAUAAGGGCAAUUAAAAUGGUCGUAUUAAAAUGUCGGAUUUGAUCUCAUACACAGCCACCAGUGGAAUUAUAUUAUUAUACUUAUACUAAAUGUAACCAUAUUGAAGGUUCUAACAUUGAUUAUUACCAAAACAUAACCAACGGUGCCUUACUAUAUCACAAAAAAAUCUUAUUAUUUUCGAGGUUAUAAUAACGAAACGUUACAAUUCCGUAAAUUUUCGGAGAAAAAGUAUUAUAGAAACAUUAUGUUUAUUCAUCAAUUUUGACCGAAAUAUAGUCAAUUAUUUAGUAUUUUUAAAUCAAUCUCCGAAAAUUAUAUGAAAACAACAUAUUGGAAAGGAAAACGUAAAAAUCUUAGUGCUAAAAUAGUAAAAUUUUACUAUAAUUUUAACGAUAAUUGUAAAUAUAAGUUAAUUUUGUUACUUUAUCAAAAUAAUUAGGUAUUAUAUUAUAUUUAGCUGUUAAGUGUUGUAUGUUUGAUUCGCAAUAAGCGAUUAAAUUAAAACAUAGUCAGUAUAAGGACAGACAUAAAAACUUUUUUAUUUAAUCCAGAAAAUUAAGUCCAAAGAUUUAUAAAUCUAAAUUCCCACCAAUUGGUAAGAGUUUUAUAAAAUUACCAAAGGGUACCCCCUGUUUAGUUUGGAAAACGUAACAUUUAACCUUUCGAAAUGCAAUGCAAUCGGAUAUACAUAGUUAAGGUAACAUAAACAAUUCGGAAUAUUUAUAGCUAAAACUUCAGUUCAGAUUUUAUUAAUUUGGAACUCUAUAAUAUCACUGACUAAAAUAUAGACAUUCUUCUUACAUAGACAAUAUGCAAAUGAAUUAAUUAUGGACACCGGGUGACAUCUUCAAGUCGCUGAUCUCGUGGUAAGGGAUUGUAUGUCUUACUAGUUACGAAAUUAAAUUAGUUGUAUUAUUUUCAAUUUUUAUAGCUCCUAGCAUACACCGAAGAUAUUUCGAUAAGUUUUAUUUCGUAAAGUUUCUCCUCCAUCAAUAUUAUACUUCCAUUACCCUGUCUAGUGCAAUGCAGUUGGGAUAUUUAUAAAUUCGGUACUUUGUUAACGGUGCUCUACUCAUUAUUUAAAUUAAAUUUAAAGAAAUGUCUUCCCUGUUUGAUUUUCCUCAACUUUAUCAGUACAUGUCGGUUCCAUAAAUAGGAAUAUAGCAUUCCGACUGGAAUGUUUGUGUAAAAAGCUCAUUAUUACAUUGUAUUCUUACAGUAAUAGCGCACGUUAACGGUGAGCGACGCCAUUAUAAAGUGAGAGAAAGUUAUAUGUAAUUAUGGCCAAAUUUUUGAAUGUUUAAGUGUCGUUGUAUGUAUUGAUGGAAGAUAUAAAUUUAAAUAUAUAUAUUUACGAAAUUA